This is a messenger RNA of Anolis sagrei ordinatus, 2551 nucleotides long. NCBI's taxonomy places the organism in Eukaryota, Metazoa, Chordata, Lepidosauria, Squamata, Anolidae. The record is from RefSeq and is a predicted model, not a curated record.
CCUUCUGAGGGGGGUCCCAGGUGGAGACCUCCCACUCCCAGCUCUGGCUGCCCUGACCUAUCCUGCCAGGUUGUGUUGAAGUAAAACUGAAGUAAAAUUGGGGGCGUCUCUUCCAGUCUGGAGAGAAAACCCACCACCGGCCCUGAUCCAGAGAUGGAGGGCAAGCUCUGGGGGUCCUCCAGCGCAGGCUGCGCUGCUCCAGGGAACGAGAUGGUGGUCAAAGAGGAACCCGAGGACGAGUUGUGCAUUGGAUGCCCGCUGAACCCCCCAGGGACAGAAAAGGAGGCGCACUAUGGCCCCACGGCAGGCACCCAGGGGGGAUUUGCCGUCAAGACGGAGCCGGAGGACAGUUUGCACAGCAACGGAUCCUGGGAGUACAGCGACAGAGAGUCUGGCAGUGACACGGAUUCCUCGGAUCCCAGUCCCGACGUCAUUGUGAAGAUGGAGCUGGAGGAAGAGGUGCCCCACUUCCCAUGCUCCCCCAGGCUCAACCCCAACCCAUGUGGGGACCAUAGCGUUAACCUGGGCACCCAGGUGGCUGCCGGCCCGAUGGCGGAGUCUGUGGAGUCUGAGAAGAGGUCCCUUCCUCCCAGUAUGGACGCCCCGAAGGACCCCGAGUGCCCGGCCACCAAGACCUACACGGCGGCCGGCCGGCCCUUCGACUGCGGCGUGUGCGGCAAGCGCUUCCAGCACCGUGGCAACCUGAUCACCCACCUGCGGGUGCACACGGGGGAGAAGCCCUUCCCGUGCUCCGAGUGCGGGAAGCGCUUCAGCCAGAAAGGGGACCUGAUGCGCCACUUGCGCAUCCACACGGGGGAGAAGCCCUUCGAGUGCUCCGCCUGUGGGAAGAGCUUCUGCUCCAAGCAGACCUUCGUCCUGCACCAGCGCAUCCACACGGGCGAGAAGCCCUACGCAUGCCCGGAGUGUGGCAAAGCCUUCAACCGCAAGGCCAACUUCCUCACCCACCAGAAGAUCCACCGGGGCGAGCGGCCCUUCGUCUGCGGCGAGUGCGGCAAGGGCUUCUGCGCCAAGAAGACCUUCCUCCUCCACCAGAAAAUCCACGCGGGCGACCGGCCCUUUGGCUGCGCCCAGUGCGGGAAGGGCUUCAGCCGCAACGGGGACCUCACCCGCCACCAGCGCAUCCACACCGGGGAGCGGCCCUUUGUGUGCGCCGACUGCGGCAAGCGCUUCAGCCACAACGGGGAGCUGAUCAAGCACCGGCGCAUCCACACCGGGGAGAAGCCCUUCGCCUGCCUGGAGUGCGGCAAGAGCUUCAACCGCAAGGGCACCCUCAUCACCCACCAGCGCAUCCACACCGGGGAGCGGCCCUUCGCCUGCGCCGACUGCGGCAAGACCUUCAACCUCAAGACCACCCUCAUGAAGCACCGGCGUAUCCACACGGGCGAGCGGCCCUACGCCUGCCUGGAGUGCGGCAAGAGCUUCAAGUACAAGGGCAACCUGCGCACCCACCACCUCACCCACACCGUCGAGAGGGUCUACCCCUGCACCGAGUGCGGGCUCGUCUUCAGCCGGCGGAAGGAGAUGAAGGCCCAUCUGGCGGCCCACGCCGGCGGGCGGCUGCUCCCUCGCUACACCGCCAGGGACCACGGCCAGGGUCUGCCCCCCUUCCUGCAGGCACAUGGACCCCUCCUGCUGCCCUGUGCCCCACUUCAGGUCCCCCUCGGAAGCAUGACCAAAUUCAAACAGGAAGCUGGAUGCAAAGAGAUUGGGCUCGGGGACGCAGCCACUUAGCAACUCUGGGUGGAGUGGGGAAGGGGUCAGGGCGCGAGGAAAUAGGCGCUCUUUUAAUUUAUUGUGGGUCAUCCCAGCCAGAUUGGCAGCUGAGGAAGACCCUCUGGUCCUGAGGAGUGAGCAAGCUGCGACUCACCUACAUAUGCAGACGAUACCGAACUCCUUCUGCGCUUGGAACCUGGAGCAACGUCAAUUCCAGACAAUUUCACCCAAUGUCUGGAUGCUCUGUCGAACUGGCUACAUGCUAGCAGACUGAAGGUGAACCCGGCGAAGAUUGAGAUUCUCUGGUCUGGCUCCUCCAUUACCCACCUUCGAUGGUGCCGCCCUAUCUCCAUCGACCACUGUUAAGAGCUUAGGUGUCGUCCUGGAUUCACAGCUGACAAUGGAAGCUCAGGUCGCUGCUGCCAGCAAACAGGCCUUUGUCCACCUACGACAAGCGAGGCAACUGGCACCCUACCUAUCUGACGAGGCUCUGGCAACGGUCAUCCAUGCCACGGUCACGUCUAGGCUGGACUAUUGCAACGCCCUGUAUGUGGGCCUUCCGAUGUCUACGACUCGAAAGCUUCGUAUUGUUCAGAAUGCGGCAGCCAGGUUACUCACAAGAACGCCCAUGAAAUAAUGCCAUAGAACACCAGUGCUGCAACAUUGACAUUGGCUUCCAACUGUAUAAGAUGCUAGUUCUGACCUUUAAAACUCUUUACGGCCAGGGUCCAUCGUACCUUAGGGACCGCCUCUCCUUCUCCCAUCAUCGGAGGUCGCAACGACCAGCCCAACGUGACUUACUCCAUAUACCGGGUCC